This is a messenger RNA of Vicugna pacos (alpaca), 1110 nucleotides long. NCBI's taxonomy places the organism in Eukaryota, Metazoa, Chordata, Mammalia, Artiodactyla, Camelidae. The record is from RefSeq and is a predicted model, not a curated record.
AUGUGGAACCUGGGAGUCCAUGCCCCCAACUCAUAUCUCCCCGAUUCCAGAAAUUUUGCUACCAAUAAACCCCCUCCCAUGCCCUUACCGACACCAACCCCACCCAGCCCGCAGACCCUUCUGGUCCGCAGCUGUCGCCUCUGCUUCAGCCGCAGCCGCCACAGGCCUGUAAGUGCAUUCCUGAGCUCUGACCUCAAGCGGCGGCUGGGGGCGCUGAGAGUGGAGAUGGACCCCUUCCGUCCGGGUGGGCUGUGUGUUGGCCAAGGAGACCUAAGAAGAGAUGAGUCACCUCCCAAGCCCUCCCUGAGUGCCUGGCCCAGCUCGGUGGCACUUGCCCGCAGUAACGUGACCCUGCGAUGCUCGACUCCUACCAAGGAUGUAAACUUUGCUCUCAGAAAGGGAGGAAAGGUCUUGGAGCUCUUGCAAUCACCUGAUUCCACAGAGGGCCAGGCGGAAUUUCACCUGACGGAUCUAAAAAGCACUAAUGCUGGAGAGUACACCUGUGAAUACUACAGAAAAGGCCGUCCCCACAUAAGUUCACAGCCCAGUGAUGCCCUGCAACUACUGGUGACAGGGUAUUUUUCUAAACCUUCCCUCCAAACCCACCAAAGGGGUGUUGUGACUGAAGGAGCAGAGGUGACCCUGCAGUGCCAGAGGCCAGACACUGAAAUUGUGGCUGUAAUGUUUGCCCUACUGAAGGCAGGAACGCCAAUGCCCGUGCAGCGCCGGAGUCCAGCAGGGAAGGAGACAGACUUCUCCCUUCAGAAUGUGAGCGUCGGUGACACAGGGAACUACAGCUGUGUGUACUACCAGGCAAGGGCCCCUUUCUUGGCCUCCCACCCCAGUAAUCACCUUGCGAUCCGGGUCACAGGUAAGAUUUUUACCAGCGGGAGAACCAGGGCUGGAUAAUCUUCCUGCCACCUGAGGGAGUGGACUGGAGGGAGGUUCUGUCCCUCCAAGACUCUGGAGCUUGGAAAAAUCACUUGAGCAGGAUGGCUUUAGGGCCAGGAUCCUGCAGAACAGUGGAGCAGAUCUUGUUUCAAGAGCCAAUGCAGGUGGUGGAGAACCACAUAAAAGGAGGCUGGGCAGGGGCUUCCCACCAUGGAUGAU